ACCUUCUUCAAAGGAACGCAAGAUGGCCGCGGAAGUGUUUAUAAAAUGUUUAAUAUCAUUUUUACUGCUCAAUUCGUGCAGAGGUGAAAUAAAUGGGCGCCUUUUGGAUGAAAAUGAAGAAAAUAUGGAUUUGGAGGCACACCAUGCAAGAGAUCUUCCAAUACAGAACUCCAUUCAGAGUCAUCCCAGGAGGCACAGAAAAUCCAAGAGACGAAUGAAGCACAGGUACAAAUGCUACUCGUGUGAGCCCCCUGAUUGCUCCAACAACAUAACAACACACACCCACUUGUGCCAGAAUGCCAUUCAAUGCUGGAAAUCCCGCGUUCGUGAUAGUUUUGGCGUGGAACGCAUGAGCCGGGGAUGCACAACAUCCCACGACCAAUUGCCCGUUCUCUGCAAUCCCAACAUCAAAGGUGGGCACGCCAAGAGGCACUCAUCGGGGCAGUACAACAUUGAAUGCUGCACCGGUGACUACUGCAACAAUGGCAGCUUCCCGGAAUUGUCGCCAAUCAACGAGGUAAUCCGCAUGGAUCCCGGAACACCACCUGGUCUCAAGUGGGCCAUUGGAUUGAUCGCCGUGGCCGUUGUGUUGCUCAUUGCUGGGGCUGCGGUGUGCGUAUGGUGGCGCCAGGGACGACACAAGAGACUCCUUGUGUCACGCAGUAAAGCCGAUCCGGAGACAUACUAUGCCAGUGAUGACAUCCUUCGUGCCACAACAGCCGGUGAUAGUACACUGCGGGAGUAUCUUGAGCAUUCGGUGACAUCGGGAUCAGGUAGUGGGCUACCGCUGCUGAUUCAGAGAACUCUGGCCAAGCAAGUCUCCUUGGUGGAUAUCAUUGGUCGUGGGAGGUAUGGUGAGGUAUGGCGUGGCAUCUGGCAUGGGGAGAAUGUUGCCGUGAAGCUGUUCUACAGUCGCGACGAAGAAUCGUGGAAGCGUGAAACGGAAAUCUACAGUACAGUCCUACUUAGGCAUGAAAAUAUCCUCGGGUACAUUGGUUCGGAUAUGACGUCACGCAACUCGUGCACACAGCUCCUCCUCUUGACACACUACUACCCCCUUGGGUCACUCUAUGAUCAUCUCAAUAGAUCCGCAUUGACGCAUCACGAAAUGGUGGUUAUUUGCUUGUCCGUCGCCAAUGGGCUCGUACAUUUGCACACGGAGAUUUUUGGGAAGCAAGGAAAGCCCGCCAUUGCACAUCGGGAUCUCAAAUCCAAGAAUAUCCUCAUACGUCACAACGGGUCAUGUGUCAUUGCUGAUUUCGGUUUGGCUGUUACACACGUCCAGGCCACGGGACAAAUUGAUUUGGGGAAUAAUCCAAAAGUCGGCACUAGACGCUACAUGGCGCCCGAAGUUCUCGAUGAGAGCAUCAACAUGGGAUGCUUCGAGGCAAUCCGACGUGUUGAUAUCUAUGCUCUGGGCCUAAUUUUCUGGGAAGUUUGCCGCAGAACACUAUCUUGUGGCAUUGCUGAAGACUACAAAGUGCCAUUUUAUGAUGUUGUUCCUGCAGAUCCAAGUUUUGAAGACAUGAAGAAGGUUGUCUGUGGUGACAACUACCGACCAUCCUUGUCCAAUAGAUGGACAUCUGAUCCUCUCUUGGCAGGAAUGUCAAAAUUAAUGAGAGAAUGUUGGCAUCAGAAUGCAAAUGUUCGCCUCCCAGCGCUGAGGGUGAAGAAGACAAUUCAGAAAUUAGCCUCAAAUGAUGCUAGUGUGAAGCUCCACCAGAAUGAGGAGGAAGUAUAGGAGGAGACAAGGUAAAUGUUUGUAGAAGCUCUACCCUGAAUAUUUGCUAAAUUCAGUGAAUUUGAACGUUUUUUUUUAUUAUUUAAUGUGAAAAGAUUCUUUAAAAAUAAAGCGAGAAAACGAUUCUUUUGUUGUUGGUUGAAAUUUUGAUAUCAAUUUUCAAGCAACAAGCAAAAAAAAAAAGAAUUAAAAUCUCCCUGAAUUUUAGAAGAAGAAAAAAAACUAUCUAAUAUAUAUUUUAAUAAAUAUAUUUGAAAAAAAAAUAUUAACAUCGUGGAAUGUGUUAGAAAUUAAUAAAAGAAAAAUAGUUGAACUUUUACAAAAAAAAAGAAUUAGUGUUGAAAAAAUUACUAAUGAUGGGUUUUAUAGAUGCGAAAUUUCAGCAACUUUCUCCAAGAAAUUAUUUGAGGAAGAAAACUUUAGAAAAAAAAUUAGUUCAGAUUAAUCUUGAUGCAAAAAAAAUCAUUUUGCACUUUUUAUGUCCACCACUGUACAAUAUAAAAUGCGCCAUACAAAGUAUUGCUUAUAAUUUGUUCAAUUUAAAUUAGAAAUAGUCAGAACUCCCCCUUUAUUUAAUUUUUCUCCUAAAACAGAUUUAAUUGAUUUUUUUUUAAUAUUAGGUAGGUAAGAAAAAAAAAUUUUUAGACUUUCUUCAAGCGGAAAAGAAAAAAAAAUGCGAGAUCUCGCAGAAAGUGGCUGAAAUUUUGCUUUGAGAUUUAUUUUGUUAUAUUAAUAGAGACAAUGAAGAAAAGUCUGUAUGUGUGUGAGCGUGAGGAUGUUGUGUGGAGUUAAUCAGUUAAAGAAUAAUAUCAAGAAAUAGAGCCCCAGAUUAUAUUGAAAAGAGAAAAAAAUGAUUGAGGAAAAGCCAAUAAAAGAGAAAUAUUCAUUUUUUCAAUGAAUAAAUGGCGCAUCAAUCAUUUUGCAGUUUAUGCGGAAAAUAUCUGUUUUGACUAAUUUGAAAAGAGAGAUAAGUGCGCGAUUAAUUUGUGUGUAACAUAGAGUAAGAAAAAAAAGAGAGAAAUAGUAGAUAAUGUAAAAAAAAACAAGAUGUCUGACUUAGGAUUUAAGAGUAAAAAAAAUGGAAGGAAAGGUUAAAUAUUGUAGGUAAAAUUAAUUAAUCAAUAGUUGUAGAUUGAUUUUUAAUUCAUUUUUGUGAAUUCUCUAUCAGUCCCUGAUUUAAACGGGAAAGACAAGAAACAAAAACUUGCCCAGUAAAGUGAAAAUUGGGAAAAAGUACCUAAGAAAAUGGAAAAAAAUAAACAAAAUUGUUUUUUUUUUGUCCUCAAGCUCAAUCUUCGGGAAAAGGAGCCUAUUCUAGCUUAUUCUAGAAUUCAAAAUUUAAUAAAAUUAACUUUGAAUAAUUAACGGAAACGUUUAAUGGACGCAAAAAACUUUUAUCUGUGAUAAAAAUUAUUUUAUCGCGAGAUUUAAAGUUUUUAUUUUUUUUUCAAAAAAAAACUUUUUUUGUUAUGAUCAAAAAACCUAAUUAAAAAUUUUAAUAAAAUUAAAAAUUAUAGCCAGAAAUCAAGGGGGGUUCCUAAAUUCAUCGGAUCUUCGGAAAUAUUCGGUUUUAUUGGUUAAUAUUCGGAUUAUUUGUCAAGGAAAUACAAGUAUAAGUCUAAGCCUAAAAAUGAUAAAUUCAAGCAUGAAAACACUUAAAUCAAACCGAAAAGUAGUAAAUUCAAACAGAAGAGUUCGAAAUUCAAACUAAAAAGUAGUAAAUUUAACCCAAAAUGAGUAAAUUCAAGCAGACAAAUAUUUGAAUUUAAUUCCCAAACAGCAUAGAUUGAGGAACAAAACUUUAAAAAAAUAUUAAAGUCUAAAAAGGACUAAAGUCAAACCAAAAAGGCCUAAAUACAUUUUUGGAUUUUUUUCGGUUUUGAGCUUUACGGUUUUUAGCAAAAAAUGUUAAUGUGAAGUCAUUUAUUCAGAUCUUUGGAAAUAUUCUGAUGAUUCGCUUAAUACUUGGAGGACAAAACUGGUACUUCCUGCCAAUUUAACUUUUUCAAACCGUCAUAGAUUAAAAUCUAUCCAACUUGUCUUUAUAAAUUUUACAUCUAUGUGUAGGUGGAUUCAAAUACUAGAAGUUUAUAAUAAGAAAGUCCGGAAAAACUUUUUUUUAUAAUAGAAAUUGAAGCUCAAAGAUUGAGGUUAGAAAUUCAUGUCCUCCAGUUGUUAAAAAACCAAAAUAUUCGCCAGAUAAACACCCCUUGCAAAAACUUUAUUAUCAUCGAUGAAACAUUACCGUGAAUGUUUCAUGGAUUGAAUAAAACAAGUUUUAAAGGGAUCCUUUAAAAAUUUUAACAAUUCCUUCAAUUCAAAGGGGAUUUAUUAAAAUUUGAAUUUCUUGAUUGAGUUUGAGCAACAAAAGAAAAGAGAAAGAUUUUGUAGAAAAAUGAAAAACUAAAGAAAACUCUUCCCGCCACUAAUUUAAACUCACCACAAUCUGUGUGUUUGUGUUUUAAUUUCUUAAAAAUAAGUAAUGUAUACAAUAUCUAUUAUUAAAUAAAUAAAAAAAGAAAAAAAUCUAACCGUGUCGAGAUAUAAAAAAAACAACAAAUUUAUACAUAUUAAACACCAAAAAUCAUUGAGUUACGUAACAUUUUAGCAAUUAUCUCUAUAUCCUAUCGAUAUUAUUAGAAAUUGGAAUGAAAGAAGAAAAUUAAAUCAGACAAGAUAUAUCAAGAAAACAAGAAAA
Messenger RNA from Lutzomyia longipalpis, 4439 nucleotides. It is a transcript of the gene sax, whose product is annotated as activin receptor type-1. The record is from RefSeq and is a predicted model, not a curated record. NCBI's taxonomy places the organism in Eukaryota, Metazoa, Arthropoda, Insecta, Diptera, Psychodidae. Gene Ontology annotation, biological process: BMP signaling pathway; protein phosphorylation; dorsal/ventral pattern formation. Gene Ontology annotation, cellular component: plasma membrane; BMP receptor complex. The transcript has 6 exons. The coding region runs from base 23 to 1741 and encodes 572 amino acids. Gene Ontology annotation, molecular function: SMAD binding; ATP binding; transforming growth factor beta receptor activity, type I.